AUGAAGGUCCUCGUUCUUCUCGUGGCAAGCAUAGCAUUGUGUGCUGGCAAUGCCGUCCCUCUGGUUCCUGGCGAUAACAGCCACUACGUAGAGGGCGAGAGCCGCUACUUCUGGAUGCCGGAUGGAGAGGGCGUGCCCCAUUUGGUAGACCUUGAAGAGCCUGUCGAUCAGGAUAUGCUGAGUAUACGUAAUGGUGCAAAUAAUCAGUAUUGGCUGUUCACUAGACAAAACCCGAACAAUGCACAGGUUAUAGUAAAUGGCAAUGCAAAUAGUAUCUGGAACUCGAACUAUGCCAGCGGCAGACCUUUAAAGGUCAUUGUCCACGGAUGGAAUAGCGAUGGCAACUCGGCCAUAAAUCCUCUUGUCACCUCUGCUUUCCUUGCUGCGCAAGACGCGAACGUCAUCGUGGUAGAUUGGCGUGCUCUGGCUAAUUCAAACUAUUUGACUGCCACUAAUGGUGUGCCUGGAGUUGGACAGUUUCUUGGCAAUUUCCUCGUGUGGCUUAUCAAUACUGCUGGUGGAAACUGGAACAACGUACAUCUGGUAGGAUUUAGCUUGGGUGCUCACGUUGUAGGAAAUGCAGGUCGACAGGCUGGUGGACGGCCGGCUCGUGUAACUGGUUUAGAUCCAGCCGGUCCUAACUGGGUUGGAAAUUCCAAUGCUUUGAACAGGAAUGCUGGACAAUAUGUUGAAGCUAUCCACACUGACGGUGGCCUUCUUGGUAUAUUUAACCCAAUCGCAGACGCCGAUUUUUACCCUAACGGUGGCAGGAACCCUCAGCCUGGCUGCUGGGUUAGCACUUGUUCUCACAGUCGCGCAUAUGAACUAUUUGCAUCCAGUGUGCGUACUAAUCACUUCCAAGGUAGACAAUGUGGCAACAUCAACCAGGCAGAGAAUAAUCAGUGUGGCGGUAGUACUCUAAACAUGGGCAAUGGAGUCAUCUCUAAGAGAGGAUCCGGCCUCUACGGACUUUCUACUGGAGGAUCAUGGCCAUUUUAA
Achroia grisella is the source of this 999-nucleotide messenger RNA. RefSeq names its product pancreatic triacylglycerol lipase-like. The record is from RefSeq and is a predicted model, not a curated record. Lineage: Eukaryota; Metazoa; Arthropoda; Insecta; Lepidoptera; Pyralidae. Gene Ontology annotation, biological process: lipid metabolic process. Bases 1 to 999 code for a protein of 332 amino acids. The transcript has 5 exons. Gene Ontology annotation, molecular function: lipase activity.